This is a messenger RNA of Ziziphus jujuba (common jujube), 6121 nucleotides long. RefSeq names its product putative disease resistance protein At3g14460. Gene Ontology annotation, biological process: defense response to other organism. Bases 333 to 4544 code for a protein of 1403 amino acids. The transcript is spliced from 2 exons. Lineage: Eukaryota; Viridiplantae; Streptophyta; Magnoliopsida; Rosales; Rhamnaceae. Gene Ontology annotation, molecular function: ADP binding. The record is from RefSeq and is a predicted model, not a curated record.
AUAUAUGCUGAGUCUUUUUUUUUGGCGGGUAACGAAGUGGAAUCUCCAUCAAUAUCAUCAAAGUUGAGGCAGAAACAUUGGCUCCCAGGCGGAAACACAAAGACAUCAUUCAAAGUUAUUCAUACUUUGGAUUUUCAUUGAUUUUGCUUGGUUUCAACAAUUUUCCAUCAAACUAAAAUAACAGGCCAUAGACCAAAGACGACCAAGACGACCUCUAGUUACAACAAUUCAGCUCAAAUCUAAGUGUUAGCUACUAGAUAUAGUUCUUCCCCUUUUUUCGCUAUCUUUAUUUUAGUCUCUGAUUCCCUGCUGUUGCAAUUUAAGAAGAAAACAUGGCUGGAACAUUGGUGGGUGGAGCUUUUCUCUCUGCUACACUUCAGGUGCUGUUUGAUAGGCUGGCUCACCGUGAGGUCCUGGACUACCUGCGAGGAAAGAAAUUCAAUCAAGGGCUGCUCAAAAAGUUGAAGAUAAUGUUAGUAUCUGUUAAUGCGUUGCUGAAUGAUGCAGAGGAGAAGCAAAUCAUAAACCCGGCAGUGAAGGAAUGGCUGGAGGAGCUUGAAGAUGCUGCAUAUGAUACAGACGACCUGUUGGAUGAGAUUGCAACUGAUGCUCUGCAGUACAAGUUGGAAUCUGAAUCACCAACUGGCACAAGUGGCAAGGUGAGAAAAAUGGCCAACCUCUUUUCUCACAAUUCCUAUGUUUCUGAUAUGGAGAACAGGAUGAAGGAGAUCCUUGAGGUGGUUGAGUAUAUUGCAAAUCAGAAGUAUCUCCUUGAUCUCAAAGUCAAAGAGGGUGUGGCAUCACCAAGGGAACCAACCACAUCUUUGGUAGAUGUAUCUCAGGUUUAUGGUAGAGAUGGUGAUAAAGAUGCUGUACUCAAGAUGUUGCGAGAAGAGUAUAAAGAUAGCAGUAACCCAUAUGUGGUGAUCGCAAUAGUGGGCAUGGGAGGGGUUGGUAAAACCACCCUUGCCCAGUUAUUGUACCACGAUGACAGAGUUAAGAAGCACUUCGAGCUCAAAUCAUGGGUGGACAAUUCUGAAAGAUUUGAUAUUUCUAUGGCAACACAAGCGGUCCUUACAGCAGUAACUGAUGAUCAUCCUGCAUCCCAGUCUUCUUCUUAUGAUAACAAGGACUUGGAUUGGCUCCAAAAUAGGUUGAAAGAGGUUCUCACAGGAAAAAAAUUCUUACUUGUUUUAGACAAUGUGUGGAAUGAGAAUUGGGAGCACAUGAGUAAACCUUUCAAACAUGUCGCUCGAGGAAGCAGGAUUCUUAUAACAACUCGCCAUGAAGAAGUUGCAAAAAGGAUGGGCGCUACUUCAACUCUUUAUCAUCUUGGGCAAUUGAACAACGAUGCUUGUUGGCAACUGUUUGCAAAGCAUGCAUUUGACAAUCCUAAUGCAUGCCAAAUUUCAGAAGAAAAUUAUAAGCAAAUGAUUGUCGAGAAAUGCAGAGGAUCACCCUUAGCUGCAGAAACACUUGGAGGAGUUUUGCGCUACAAAGAAAAUGAGAAAUGGAAAACAAUAUUAGACGGUGAGAUUCCGGAUUUCUCAUAUGAAGAUAGCAAAAUUCGAUCAGUUCUGUUGUUAAGUUACAGCUACCUUCCCUUGCACCUAAAGCGGUGCUUUGUUUUUUGUUCAGUAUUUCCAAAGGGCUAUGAAUUUCAAAAGCAUCAGCUGGUCUUAUUGUGGAUGGCGGCAAAUCUUCUGCAGAAACCGAAGAAAAAUAUGAUAACAAUGGAAGAGGUAGGCUAUAAAUACUUCGACGAGUUAUGCUUAAGAUCGUUAUUUCAAAAAUCAAGCGGUAGAGAAGAAUCUUGCUUUGUCAUGCAUGAUCUUAUUCAUGAUUUAGCCCAAUAUGUGUCCAGGGGACAUUAUUUUACAUUAGAAGAUGGCAACUCAGAGGAAGUUACGAUGAAGAAGGUGCGUCAUCUAGUUGUUGCAUCGCAUGUAUCAGAUAAGACAUUGGAUUCUAUUUUGCAAACAACUCAAUUACGCACACUUUUGCCAUCAUCUAGUAAUUCAUUUGACUACUUGUCUAAUAAAGCAGUAAAUCAAGUAGUGUCGGAUUUGAAGUUUUUGAGAGUACUAAAUUUGUCUUGGUGUGAAAAGUGUAAGGAGUUGCCUAAAACAAUUGGUGAUUUGAAGCAUCUUCGUUAUCUUGACCUCUCUAACACUUUGAUAAGAAGAUUGCCUAAGUCUGUGACUAGGUUGUACAAUUUACAAAUAUUAAAAUUAUCAAGGUGUCAAAAACUCUUUCACCUGCCGAAUGAUAUGCACCGUCUCAUCAACUUGCGGCAUCUUUAUAUAGAUGGGUGCUGCAACAUGAAAGAGAUGCCAAGACAAAUAGGCAGACUGAAAAGUCUCCAAACAUUGACUACUUUCAUUGUGGGACAAGAUGGAGCCAAGAUAGGAGAGUUAGUGGAGCUUUCAGAGCUUAGAGGAAAUCUUUGCCUCCAGAAUUUAGAGAAUGUUGCAGAUGGUGAUGAUGCAUCAAAAGCCAGGUUGGUGAACAAAAACAAGCUCGAAGAGGUGACAUUUUCUUGGAGCGGUGAUACUAAAGAACCACAACAUGACAAGGGUGUUCUUGAAGAGCUAUUGUCUGGCACAGAGUUGAAAAGGCUUAAUAUCAUUGGAUAUAGAGGUGUGAAAUUCCCAAACUGUUUUCAGAAUCCUAAUACCAUUAGCAACAUAGUAUCUAUAAAACUUGAAGGAUGUAAAUAUUGCCAAUCUUUGCCAGCACUUGGAGAACUGCCCUCCCUCAAAACUCUUUAUAUCAAACAACUUGAUGGAAUUGUAAGUGUGCGUAAAGAGUUUUACGGGACUAACGGUAAAUUUGCAUCAUUGGAAUCCUUAAGUUUCUCUUUAAUGUCAGCCUGGAAAGAAUGGAAUUCAACGGGAGUUGAAGUUAAAGAUGGAGUUUUUCCUAAGCUCCAAGAGCUCUGCAUAAGUGAUUGUGAUAGGCUAAUUACUGUGGAUUUGCCUUCUGACCUUCUAUCUUUAACAAAACUACUUGUAAUUGGUAGAACCAAGGAGGCUAUAAUUCAGUCAUUACUUCCAAGAACUCAAGUUCUCCAUCAUUUGGAAGUAGGCAAGUGCAAAAAACCUAAGGAAGUGCUACAAACAGUUGAUUGUAAUGGUGUAAAAUCAAUGAACGAGGCAUUGGAGAGAAGUGAAACUUGUGUUCUUCCUCACAGUAGUGUUUCCUCAAAAAACAGCUUCCCUGCAGAGUUUCUGUCGGCUUCCCUCACACACAUAGAGAUCAAGAAUUGCCAGAACCUGGAAUCCUUUCCCCUGCAUUCCCUUCCCAACCUCAUGCAUCUCUAUCUUGUAGAGUGUGAAAAUCUAAAACAUAUCAAAGUUGCCAAAAAUUCAUUUUCUCUUGGUAGUUUGUUCAUCAAAGGUUGCCCAAAUUUCACCUCUUUCAAUGAAGGCAGAUUGAAAACCCCUAAUCUGAAUUCUCUUACAGUUGAAGAUUGCGAGAAACUGACGAAGCUGCCUGAACAAAUGCCUUACCUGCUCCAAUCUUUGAAACAACUGCAGAUCAUUAAAUGUCCAAAGGUAGAGUCAUCUCCUGAAGGAGGUCUGCCCUCUAACCUGAAUGGACUUUCAGUUUCCAAUUGCAGUGCACUGAUUAAAGACCUGAUUAAAAACCAAAUAAAGUGGAAGUUGAAAGAACUCCAAGCUCUUGAAUACUUUGAUAUCAGAGAUGAAUCAGAUGCAAAUGUGGAGUUGUUUCCAAAGGACGAUUUGCUGCCUUCCAAGCUUACCUCGCUUUGCAUUGGCCCACUUGCAAGUCUUAAGGAACUAGACAUGAAGCAGCUUCAACGACUUACCUCUCUCAAAUCUUUAGGCAUUCAGAGCUGCCCCAAAUUAGCCACCCUAAAAAUUGACACAGCCUUAGGCGCCCCAACAUUACCAAAAUUACGUAGUUUGUUCAUCAAAGAUUGCCGGGAUUUCACAUCUUUCCCUGAAGGCGGACUGAAUGCUCCAAAUCUGAAUUCGCUUACAGUUGAACGUUGCGAGAACCUGAAGAAUCUGCCAGAGCAAAUGCAUAACCUCCUCCCACGUUUGGAACACUUGGGGAUCAUUGAAUGUCCAAAGGUGGAGUCGUUUCCUAAACAAGGUUUGCCCUCUAAUCUGAAAGGACUUUCGGUUGAUAAGUGCAGCAAACUGACUGCAAAGCGAAUGGAGUGGAAUCUGCAAAAACUCCCAGCUCUUGAAUGCUUUGAAAUCAAAGAUGCAAAUAUGGAGUUUUUUCCGGACAAGGGUUUGCUGCCUUCCACUCUUACCUGUCUCAGCAUCGGUCCACUCCCAAAUCUUAAGAGACUGGAUAAGGAGGAGCUUCAACAACUCAGCUCUCUCAAAUCCUUAAUCAUCAUGGGAUGCCUCAACUUAAAGAAACUGCCGCAAUUGCCUGCCUCUCUUACUUGUUUAACUAUUAAUGAAUGUCCUGCUCUCAAAGCAAGGUGCCAAAGGAAGAAAGGGAAAGACUGGAACAUAAUUUCUCAGAUCCCCAGAAUUCGCAUCGACAAUGAGCCUGUUUAAUAUGGAGGGCAGUGAUCUAUGUUGACAUGUAUAAGUGAAUGUGAGUAAUUUUAUUUUUUAUUUUAUAUUUUAUUUUUAUUUUUAUUUUUUUUUUUUUUUUUUUUGUUCCCAGACAACAUGUUGAUCUUCAUUUCUCUGUAUUUUUGCUAAAGAUCUUUUACUCUGUUUUUUGUGCUCUGCUUAGCUGAAUGAUUUGGUUUUUCAGUUUCUUUUCACUUGCUAACAUUCUAAUGGUGUGCAUUUAUUUAGCAGUGGCUUGCUAGUAUAUAGACUUGUCUUCUUUGCUUGUCUUUCCAAAAAACUGCAUAUCAAUGAAGAAUAUAGUUUCUUUCAUACAUUUUGAUGUUAAUUUUGACUUGCAUUAGUUGUUUCUAAGUACAAAGUACCACUGAAAUAUACAGUUUGUACAGAUGGUAUUUCUAUAGCCCUUGUUUGGCCAUGAAGAACAAAAACUAUUUUCUAGCGUUAAAAAAAAAAAUUAAUAAUAAUAAUAAUAAUAAGAUACUUAGCUUUUAUGUAGCUUAUUUAUUUGUUCAGAAAGUCUGCUUCAUACCCACUUCAUGGCACUUUCCUCUUGUUCAAGAAAGCAUGGAAACUGAUAUUUUUUUGGUUCACCAAUGUAUCAUUUCUAUGACUGCACCCAGUAAGUUGCUUAGGAAACUGUCUGUUAUUACAACCCAUAUGGGGCUUGGAGUCCCCUCAAGCGAAAUAUUAAAAGCAAUUGCAGAGGAUGUCAAAUGCCAUUGGAGAUAAGGAUAGGGAUUUUACAACUGAGCUUUUCUGGUCUUUGCUUCCAAUUUUUCUUUGCUUCCUUGGUUUUAGAUUAUCCUGCAAGAUGGCAACAAAUGCCAAUUAAAUUCUCAUUUUCUGUUUUUUGUUGUUUUUUGGGGAUAAUAGAUAUUUUUAUAUGCCUUGCUAGCUACAUAUACAAAACCAGGUAUUUCUAAAUUUUUCUUUUAAUUUUGUGGUGGAUCAAUUGUUAUUUUUACAUUUACAUAUUGAAUGGAUUUUGAUGGCUCAAGGAUUUUAAUUCAUUUUUUUCUUAUUAUACAUCAACUGUUAAUUCUUUGAUGUACCUUAUGUUAAUUUUGUCAUGGUAUUGAAUGAUUGUUGACCCUAAUUUGUAUACUCUUCCAAUGAAAGUUGGGUUCUUUGCUAAAAUAAUACUGAAAUAGUAUAUUUCUGGUUGAUUCACCAAAAUCUUCUUUUACUCUGUUUUCUUUUUGAUUCCUUACGGUUCCAAGUGUAUUUAUCAAACGUAGAAGGGCGUUGCAGGUUUAUAGAUUCUGUUUGUUUUGAACUAAUUGGUUUAUGUAAUUGUAGCUAUUAUAGAACCAAAGUCUCAAUGUUCUCAUUGGUGUGCUAAAUACUAUCUCUUUGGAUUAAAAAUUUUAUAGUUCUUAUAGCCUGGUCUUAUAUUUAAUAAUGUUUACUUCCUAACUUAAUUUGUGUGCUUUGUUUGAAUCUUCAAAAGUGAAUGUUAAUCAAGAAUAUGGCUUUUCUUCUUUUGAUGGUAUUUAUGUAUGGAGUAUGUGUUAUUGUAUUCUAUAGAGGAUUAAUGAUGGUAUUUUCAUUUA